Aspergillus calidoustus is the source of this 636-nucleotide messenger RNA. NCBI's taxonomy places the organism in Eukaryota, Fungi, Ascomycota, Eurotiomycetes, Eurotiales, Aspergillaceae. The record is from the annotation of a GenBank genome assembly.
AUGUGGUCUGCCCUACUGCUAACCCUGCUUCUGGCUGGUACAAGCCAUGGAGAAGCGGUGUUUGCGCAUUCUCUGGUCGAAGAUAACCAGGUCACGACAACAAUAAAUGACUCCAGCUACACGGACACCGCGACAAUCCCAAUCCUCCCCAGGGCGGAAUGUACUCCCCCCGCAAACAGCGACCCCAACGUCCCCGCACCCAACUGCAACGGCGCCCCCGCCAGAUACCACCUUUUCGUUUUCUCGCACGACCGCGGCUCGGGAGCCUUCUCCUCCGAAUGGCGCGGCCGCAACUGCCACGGCACAGGGACCUGUCGCGCGCGCGGCGUGACGCCAGACUGGCGACAGAAGACUACUGUCGAGGGCCAUGUUACGAAUCCCGCCUUCCCGGACAGUCUACAGGGAAUUGAGGUAUUUGGGGAUACGUGCGCGUAUACUGCCGAUAUCAACGUGACUAAGGGGACCCGGUCUGUGGGCACGUUAUCGUGCAAGCACUGGAAGGACGCGAUAUGCAUCAAGGGCCCUGAUACGGUUGCGGCGUGUGGGGAGGGCAAGUAUGCGGCGUAUAUGUUGAUUUGCGAGUGGCCGGAUGAUUACUAUCUGCACAUGGGCGAUGAGAUUGCUCCGUUUCCAUAG